This is a messenger RNA of Acanthisitta chloris (rifleman), 867 nucleotides long. It is a transcript of the gene FYTTD1, whose product is annotated as forty-two-three domain containing 1. The annotation marks the transcript as partial. The record is from RefSeq and is a predicted model, not a curated record. Gene Ontology annotation, biological process: mRNA export from nucleus. The transcript is spliced from 8 exons. Gene Ontology annotation, molecular function: mRNA binding. NCBI's taxonomy places the organism in Eukaryota, Metazoa, Chordata, Aves, Passeriformes, Acanthisittidae.
GAUGUCAAUUUUUUAUUUUUUUUUCUUCUUGCAGAUGAUAUAAUUAAGCUGAACAAGAAAGAAGAGAGAAAGCAAUAUUCUCCCAAAAUAAAAAGAGGACUUCAGCAGAACCGAACCCGACAGUUCAGGACAUCAGGCUCCAAGUGGGGAAUCCAGCAGCAGAAAGGUUAUGGUAAGAAUCGUUUGGGGCGCAGAAAGAAGAUCGCAGGGAAGAAACGUUCGUACGGAGUUAAAACUGGCCUGGCAGCCAAGAAGGCAGUGGGCUCACAGAAUGGAGUCAGUCCUCUGAACAGACAGCCACUGAGUGAGAAGAAUGCACAGCGGAAUUAUCCAGUUCUGAAAAGGAAAACAAACCUGCAGAGACAAUCUGAAAUGCAGAGAAAACAAGCUCCUGCCCUCAGGAGAUCUGCCCUGCUAAACAGGAGAAUUGCAAACAAAUUAAACCAGCAGAAAGACACUCGUCAAGCAACUUUCCUGUUUAGAAGGGGCCUGAAGGUGCAGGCCCAAGUGCAGUCAACAGAUGAUCUUGAUAAUCAGACAGUAAAGAGAACUCGACAAUGGCGAACUUCUACCACAAAUGGAGGGAUCCUGACUGUGUCUAUUGACAACCCGGGAGCAAUCAUAACCCCAAUUUCCCAGAAGUUACGAUUAACUCGUACUCCUGUGCCACCAUUUCUGAUGAAGAGGGACCAAUCCGAGGAGAAGAAGAUUCCAAAAGGAGUUCCAUUGCAGUUUGAUAUUAAUAGUGUUGGAAAACAGACCGGGAUGACGUUGAACGAGCGAUUUGGGAUCCUGAAGGAGCAGAGAACAGCACUGUCUCAGAACAAAGGGAGCCGCUUUGUAACAGUGGGAUAACCUGCAGCUGGA